This is a messenger RNA of Medioppia subpectinata, 449 nucleotides long. The record is from the annotation of a GenBank genome assembly. Lineage: Eukaryota; Metazoa; Arthropoda; Arachnida; Sarcoptiformes; Oppiidae.
AUUACGUUUAUGAUGAUGAUCAUAAUUGGCAGAACAGAAUCACAUAAAACUCUAUCCAUAUAUCAAUAUAACGCCUAAUAUAAGCCAAAUCGGGGACAAUAUAACCCUCAUCUGUUCGGUCAACAUCGAAGGCAAUACAUUUAUCGACAUUUCCUGGGAUUACGACUCUUAUGAUAUUAGCCGAAAAAGUGAGUCUUUGAUACAAUCGGUGACCAAACAGACCAGCGGUGGUGUGUAUGAGACGGCCAGCCGUUCCCUAACUAUAUUCAACGUAACUGAUGAAGACGUGGGCGACUAUACGUGUAAUGUCACUGAUUUAAGUCAUACCUCUUAUAGUGUGUCUAAAUUGCUGUCAAUCAAAGGCCAGUCGCCGUAUAAUCUUAAAUUUUUGUCGACAGUAAAAUUUGAUACAGGAAUUCCCGUUCAAUUGGUUGUACUAUUAUUGACUU